GUGAUAGCAAAAUUAAUUAUAUUUACAAAGAAAUGCAACAGGAUUUAUAUGCAAUAUUUAAUCAUAUAACCUUAAUAUGGAUGAAAGAAUCCUGAAAUCAAUAUUACACAGUUGUGAAAGUGCUACAAAAGAUCUUGAAAAUUCGAAGGAAUAUAAAAUAUUAUUAGAAAAGGAUAAGUUCCUUCCAUCUAUUGACAUAAUCGAUGCCCUAUGUUCAUCUUUAACAAAACUAUUGUCGUAUAAGGUUUCAAAAGAAGCAUAUCAACGUUAUAAUGUACGACUUCGUGUAAUUGAUGUUUUACGAGAAUGGUGUAGAAUUAAUGAUGAUUUACAAGAUUUUAAAAUACUUAGGGAUGAAAAACAUGCCUCAACAUUAUUAAAAAAUUUGUUAAAGAAAUAUUUGACGGAUGAUAUCUUAAAUAGUUGUGAAUCAAAUGAAAAUUUGUUACCUUUAACCAAUGCUUUAAUAUGUUUAACAUCUAUAAGUUCGUGCUAUAAAUAUUAUGUAGAAAAAUUAUUAGUAAAACUUACAGAAUUGGAAAACUGUGAUGAAAAUGAACACUUAUUAUGUUAUGCUGUACAGAAAAGUUCCAAUUUAAAUCUUGCAAUUUCAACUAUAGAAGUUAUAUAUAAAUCACAGAAAUAUAAAUUAAUAGAACAACCAUUAUUACACGAUUUUAUGUCAUCAUGUAUUAAAUUAAAUAAAGAUGACAAUGUAGACGUUUCAGAAAAUGUAAAAUUAAUAAAUCAAUUAUUCGAUUUUAUCAUUAAAUCUCCAUAUAUCUUUUUGUUAGUAUGUGGUUUUUUAAAAGAAUUAUUAGUGCAAUUAGAUUAUGCUCCUUCGGUCAUGAAUUUUAUACAAUCAACUUUAAAACGCAUUAAGGAAUAUUGUAAAAAUCAAGAUAAAGAUAUUUUAGAUCUUUAUCCAAGGAAUUUACAAUCUCUUAUAAUCUUAUUGCGAAUAGAAUCUAUACAUCAUACGGAUGAAUCUAAAAAUGCAACUUUAAAAAUGCUAGAAAAUAUUUAUAUUGAAAAUGAAGAUAUUGUAAUAACGUUAUUAUCACAUUAUCCUCAAUGGCUAAAAUUAUUUGGACAAUUCUUAAAUUCAGAUAUUAAAUAAUAUAUAUAUGUUCUUUAAAAUUAAAAAUGCUAAUGCUCAAAAUAUUAACAAUACAAUAUAUUCUACUGUCUUGAAGUUUUGAAUAUAGAAUUUAUAAUAAAUGAUAAGAAAAUGUAUUUAUAUUUUAUGAUACAAAUAAAAAAAAUUUAAGAUUUGAAAAUUAUAGUAUCAAAAGAAAGUACCUUUAUUAAAUUUCUGUUUCUGCAUAAUAUAAAUUUAAUAGUUUUGAACAAAAUGUAAUAAUUAACUUAAGUAGUUAUUCGCAUACAAUAGAUAGUUUUUAUUUUGCAUUUUUCUUUGUUAAUUGCAAUAUGCGAAUCUCAGGUCGUACCCAACCAUUAAAAACCAGACGUUUUUAUUACAAAACUUAUCGUUACUGUCUCAAAAACAAGCAAAAUAUUUAACGAUACCGAUCCAUCUUUUAACAAUGAGAAAAAAAGAACAGAAACUCGGAUCAAGUUAUUCAAUACUUCUUUUCUCUGCUUAACAACACUUACAUAGGGUUCCUUUGUUUUCAAGUUAU
Apis dorsata (giant honeybee) is the source of this 1643-nucleotide messenger RNA. RefSeq lists its product as uncharacterized. The record is from RefSeq and is a predicted model, not a curated record. The transcript has 3 exons. The coding region runs from base 77 to 1120 and encodes 347 amino acids. Lineage: Eukaryota; Metazoa; Arthropoda; Insecta; Hymenoptera; Apidae.